Messenger RNA from Dioszegia hungarica, 147 nucleotides. The record is from the annotation of a RefSeq genome assembly. Lineage: Eukaryota; Fungi; Basidiomycota; Tremellomycetes; Tremellales; Bulleribasidiaceae.
AUGCCUCAACUACAAGCAUUCUACUUUGUGAACCAAAUUACAUUUGCACUUGUUGCACUGUUCACAAUUACAUACGUGAUGUCAGUGUAUGUACUACCAUACUUUGUACAACUAUUCGUAACACGAGUAUACAUCACAAAACUCUAG